Molecule: messenger RNA, 444 nt
Organism: Pseudocercospora fijiensis CIRAD86
Lineage: Eukaryota; Fungi; Ascomycota; Dothideomycetes; Mycosphaerellales; Mycosphaerellaceae
Exons: 1
Coding region: 1-444 (147 amino acids)
Cellular component (GO): cytosol
Molecular function (GO): 3'-5'-DNA exonuclease activity
Source: RefSeq, a predicted model, not a curated record
AUGGCGUCGCUGAGGCUUGGCCACCGGCCCGGCAUCGAUCGCCUGCUGAAUCAAUUUCAUCCACCAAAUCUUCACGUCAGUGUGAACGGCUUCUCCUUCGCCCCCAAAGAACAUCUGGACAUGGUGGCUGCGAUCCCUCUCGAUCGGCUACAGCUCGAGACUGAUGCUCCUUGGGGAUACAUCAAUCCGAAUGGAGACUUGGCUAAGAAAUAUCCCAGUCCUGUGCCGCUUCCGCCAAGCAAGAAGAAGGACAAGUUCGAAUUGGGCCUGAUGGUGAAGGAGAGGAAUGAGAGCUGUGCAAUUGGACAGGUAGCGAGCAUCGUAGCUGGCUUGAAAGGUAUCACGGUUGAAGAGGUGGUCGAGGCUGCUUGGAGGCACAGCACCGAGAUGUUCAAUCUGCAUAGCUCGAACACACAGGCUGAUGCUGGCCAGUCGAAGUCUUGA